CUUCCCUCUAUAUAACCCCCUCACUAUGUUUACAUCUCUCUUACAAACUCCCAAGAGCCUCGGAGCAACAAAACCACAUUAAAAGAGUUCGCCGGAAAAACAAAACCAAAAAACAUGCCGGCGAACAACAACACACCUCUCCUCACCAUCUUUCUCCUCUUUCUUGGUUUGCUCCGGUUCGAUUCAUUCCCCGGUUUACAAGCUGCGACCGGAAAAUUAGCUUCGGUUCCGGGAUUAUACGUGUUCGGAGAUUCUUUAGUUGAUGCCGGAAACAAUAACUACUUACCAAUAUCAAUAUCCAAAUCUAACUAUCCACAUAACGGCAUCGAUUUCCCGAACAAGAAACCCACCGGAAGAUUCUGCAACGGCAAGAACGCCGCCGAUGCUAUCGCUGAGAAAUUUGGUUUACCGUUACCGCCACCGUACCUCUCACUUAGAGGCCUACUAGAAAGGGAAACGAGAAAAUCUGCCGCCGUGACCGGUGUGAAUUUUGCUUCCGGUGGAGCCGGAAUCUUUAACGGUUCCGACCAAAAACUAGGACAAGCUAUUCCUUUAUCAAAGCAAGUGAACAAUUGGCUCUCUAUUCAUAAAGAUCUCUCGACUCAGCUUGGACCAUCAGAAGCACAAGCUCACCUAUCCAAAUCUCUAUUCACUGUUGUAAUAGGAAGCAACGAUCUUUUCGACUACUUUGGAUCGUUCAAACUCCGACAACAGAGCAAUCCUCAACAAUACACACAAUUAAUGGCUGAUAAACUCAAAGACCAAUUAAAGAGAAUUCACGAUAGUGAUGCCCGUAGAUUCCUUAUAAUCGGGGUAGGGCAGAUCGGAUGCACACCGGGAAAAAGAGCGAAGGACUCGACAAUCCACGAAUGUGACGAAGAUGCAAACAUGUGGUGCUCUUUGUAUAACGAUGCUCUAGUAAAAAUGCUGCAACAACUCAAACAAGAAUUGCAAGGCUCAAUGACGUACACUUACUUUGACAACUUCAAGUCCUUAGAAGACAUUAUCUCCAAUCCCGCCCCUUACGGUUUUGCGGACGUGACAUCAGCAUGUUGUGGAAAUGGCGGCGAAUUGAACGCGGACCUUCCUUGUCUUCCCUUGGCAAAGUUGUGUUCAGACAGAAGCAAAUAUCUUUUUUGGGAUCGCUACGGUCAUCCCACAGAAGCUGCUGCUCGGACCAUCGUCGACCUUAUGUUAUCUGAUGAUUCACAUUACUCGUCUCCAAUAACUCUCACUCAAUUGGUCUCUACAUGAUCAAUAUAUACACACGUCUUCGGUCUUUAUUUUUUUUUGGGGAAAGAGUACAUAAUUAAGUAGACAAGUGGGAUUUGGAGACUUGAUUUGUAUUCCUAUACGUACUAAUUUUGUUACCAACGAAAUAGAUAAGUUUUUAAAUAUUAAUUUACUAGCUUUUCUCUG
Molecule: messenger RNA, 1419 nt
Organism: Camelina sativa (false flax)
Lineage: Eukaryota; Viridiplantae; Streptophyta; Magnoliopsida; Brassicales; Brassicaceae
Product: GDSL esterase/lipase At5g55050
Biological process (GO): lipid metabolic process
Molecular function (GO): lipase activity
Source: RefSeq, a predicted model, not a curated record